Molecule: messenger RNA, 2321 nt
Organism: Camelina sativa (false flax)
Lineage: Eukaryota; Viridiplantae; Streptophyta; Magnoliopsida; Brassicales; Brassicaceae
Product: putative acyl-activating enzyme 12, peroxisomal
Source: RefSeq, a predicted model, not a curated record
UUUUUCUACUUAUAGUAUCUAUUUGCAUAUAUCUCUUUACUUACACAGACAUUCACUAAACAAAAACUAAGAAGAAGAAGAAGAUGGAUAAUCUGGCGUUAUGUGAAGCAAACAACGUCCCUCUAACACCUAUAACAUUUUUAAAGAGAGCUGCGGAGUGUUAUCCUAAUCGAACAUCGAUCAUUAACGGACAAACUAAUUUCACUUGGCCUGAGACCUAUGACCGUUGCUGUCGUCUAGCCGCUUCUCUCAUAUCUCUUAACAUCGCGAAGAACGAUGUGGUGUCCGUUGUGGCUCCAAACAUACCGGCCAUGUAUGAGAUGCACUUUGCCGUUCCCAUGGCUGGAGCUGUUCUUAACCCUAUCAACACUCGCCUGGACGCAACAUCCAUUGCCGCAAUCCUCCACCACGCCAACCCCAAGCUCUUAUUCAUUGACCGGAGUUUUGAGCCCUUAGCACGAGAAAUCAUUCAAUUACUACCAUAUGCCGACUCGGAACUGAACCUGCCGGUCAUAUUCAUUGACGAGAUCAGUUUCCCAGAGAGGGUUUCGUCCCGGGAGUUAGACUAUGAGGGUCUCAUCCAGAGAGGAGAGCCUACGCCCUCGUUGGUCGCACGUAUGUUCCAUGUUCAAGACGAACAAGAUCCGAUCUCGUUAAAUUACACGUCGGGUACCACAGCCGACCCAAAAGGUGUGGUGAUUACUCACCGAGGAGCAUAUUUGAGCACAUUAAGCAUGAUUAUUGGUUGGGUAAUGGGGACCUGCCCUAUCUAUCUUUGGACUCUCCCUAUGUUUCAUUGCAAUGGAUGGACGUUUACAUGGGCAACGGCGGCUCGCGGGGGCACCAAUGUGUGUAUGAGGCAUGUGACUUCCCCGGAGAUCUACAAGAACAUAGAAAUGCAUAACGUGACACAUAUGUGUUGUGCUCCUACGGUUUUCAACAUUCUUCUGCGAGGAAAUCCACUUGACCUGUCACAUAGGUCUGGGCCAGUGCAUGUUCUGACCGGGGGUUCACCGCCACCCGCUGCUCUUCUUAAGAAAGUUCAGCAGUUUGGGUUCCAAGUUAUGCAUGCCUAUGGGCUUACGGAGGCCACUGGUCCAGUGCUCUUUUGUGAGUGGCCAGAUGAGUGGAACAGAUUACCAGAGAAUCAACAGAUGGAGCUAAAAGCAAGGCAAGGCCUAGGCGUCUUAGGCCUAGCUGAAGUUGACGUGAAGAACAACGAAACUCAAGAGAGUGUCCCACGCGAUGGGAAGACGAUGGGAGAAAUUGUCAUUAAAGGAAGCAUUUUAAUGAAAGGGUAUCUAAAGAAUCCCAAAGCUACAUUUGAAGCAUUUAAGCAUGGAUGCCUCAACACUGGGGACGUAGGUGUGAUUCAUCCGGAAGGAUACAUCGAGAUCAAAGAUCGGUCCAAAGACAUAAUCAUCUCAGGAGGCGAAAACAUCAGCAGUGUUGAGGUCGAAAAUGUUCUUUACAAGCACCCAAAAGUGUUUGAGGCUGCCGUCGUGGCCAUGCCUCACUCUCAGUGGGGUGAAACCCCGUGUGCAUUCGUUGUUUUACAAAAGGGCGAGACUGAUAAAGAAGAUCUUGAAGAUAAAUCUUUGAGCAGAGAGAAAGAUUUGAUAGAGUAUUGCCGUGAGAAUCUGCCACAUUUUAUGUGUCCGGGAAAGGUGGUAUUUUUGGAGGAACUGCCUAAAAACGGGAAUGGAAAGAUCCUUAAGCCUAAGCUAAGAGACGUCGCUAAAGGUUUGGUUGCCGAGGAUAAGGUGGAUGUUACAUCUAAAAUAGUUCAUCGGCGUGUUGAUCACUUUACUUCUCGACUUUGAUUCUAUGAUUCUAUGAAUCUAGGACUUCUAUACAUAUGUAUGGUUGUCUAUUAGGUAAUGAAGAAUGAUAAAUUAUCUUUUCCCAUUGAUGACAACUACACUAAACCUAUAAGAAAAGAAGAAUUAGUCGAAGAAGAAGAAGCAAAGCUAAGGAAGAGCACGACGAAGAGAAGAAGAUGUUGUCGAAGAAGAAGAGUAACUAACUACAAAGAAGGGAGAAAAGUAAACGUAAGGAGAUGUUGGGCCUUGUGGUGUUUUGGUAAUAAAGGUUAAUGGGCUAAGGAACUUGCAUUAGUUGGAGUGUCUACUUGAGUGUAGUAGUUAUAGGUUGCUUGGAGAAGUGAACCUAGUAUUUAAUUAGUAGUGUGGGUUGUGUAAGAGGCAUGAUUAACGUUUAGGUUUCUAGAGUAGCAAGUGGAGAUAAACCAAUACGUAUGUUGUCUUUUUGUGUAAGCAUUAUUUAAAAAGAUCCUUAAGAAAAAUGUUGUUUCUUGUGUU